AUGUAUAAAUUACCUUUGCAGUUCGAGAGCCUUCGCAGAUUCGCCGUGGAGCCUUCGUCGGAGAGCAGAGACGUCGUGGAGCCUUCAUCGGAGAGCAGAGACGCCGUGGAGCCGGAGAGAGAAGCCUUCGCAGAUUCGCCGUGGAGCAUUCGUCGGAGAGCAGAGAUGCCGUGGAGCCUUCGUCGGAGAGCAGAGAUGCCGUGGAGCCUUCGUCGGAGAGCAGAGACGCCGUGGGCUAUGGCUGGUGAAACCAAUGCCAACACGGUGGCGCUCACUCAGCAACGGAGGCGUGCGCCGCAAAACGACAUCCCUUUGUCGAUCAUCCUCAAAAUCAUGGGCAGGGCCAUCCAUGGAAACAUGCGGAUCGCCGACGAUGCCAAGGAGACGGUCCAAAAAUGCGUGACGGAGUUUAUCCACUACGUCACCGCCAAGGCCAACGAGCGUUCCCGGCAGGAGCAACGCAAGACGGUCAUCGCCGACGAUCUCCUCUGGGCGAUGAAUGCCCCCGGCCUGCGAAACUAUGCCGAGGUGCUCACCGACUUCAUAAUAAGCUACUGUGAGCAGCAGGAGUACGACCGCGCAGCCACCCACCCCCUACCGCCGCCCAUCCACCACGUACCGUUUAACAGCUACGCGGUGCAGCAGGGUUUUUCGGUGCCGGAGUUUUCUCCCGGACCAAUGAACAACACCGGUGGAUCCGCUUCCUCCUCUUCACCCUACGGCAGUGGCUAUUUUAUUGAUUCCUAG
This is a messenger RNA of Ipomoea nil (Japanese morning glory), 747 nucleotides long. RefSeq names its product nuclear transcription factor Y subunit B-10-like. Gene Ontology annotation, cellular component: CCAAT-binding factor complex. Gene Ontology annotation, molecular function: RNA polymerase II cis-regulatory region sequence-specific DNA binding; DNA-binding transcription activator activity, RNA polymerase II-specific; protein heterodimerization activity. The record is from RefSeq and is a predicted model, not a curated record. The transcript is spliced from 2 exons. Lineage: Eukaryota; Viridiplantae; Streptophyta; Magnoliopsida; Solanales; Convolvulaceae. Gene Ontology annotation, biological process: regulation of transcription by RNA polymerase II. The coding region runs from base 1 to 747 and encodes 248 amino acids.